Messenger RNA from Maylandia zebra (zebra mbuna), 3851 nucleotides. Its product is annotated as cyclic nucleotide-gated channel alpha-3. Gene Ontology annotation, molecular function: intracellularly cGMP-activated cation channel activity; intracellularly cAMP-activated cation channel activity; cGMP binding. The record is from RefSeq and is a predicted model, not a curated record. Gene Ontology annotation, cellular component: plasma membrane; intracellular cyclic nucleotide activated cation channel complex. Gene Ontology annotation, biological process: monoatomic cation transmembrane transport. NCBI's taxonomy places the organism in Eukaryota, Metazoa, Chordata, Actinopteri, Cichliformes, Cichlidae.
GCUGUCAAAACAUUUGAAUGUAUGAAGAUUACACCAGCACAAGCUACAGUCACAGUGGGAUUGGCUUCAUAAGCAAACUGGAGGUGGUGCGGAGUGCACAAGAAGCAGAAAGUCUCCCACACCACAGGAAAAGCUCAUCCACCAUAAAGCAUGACUCUGGUUUUCUGCAGUGACUUGCAUUAGAAGUAUGUGAGCAGGUGUCCUCGGCUCGGUUCUUGAAGGAGAAAACAAACCUGAGCGACGUGGGAUUUAUUCCACGCUCAUCUUCAAUUCCCUUCACAGGUGGAAGCUGCUCAGCAUCAUCAUCUCUCACAUUCAGGUAGUCUUCAAGGAUGCACUUUGGAAGAAGCAGCGUCGGCCCUGCGGAGCCCGUCCUCAGCAGACGAGACGGCGCCGUGGGGAACAGCGAUGUUCAACGGGUCCUUGCCGCAAAGAACACAAACAACUGCAACAACAAUGACGGAAAGAAGGAUGACAAAAAGGAUGAAAAGAAAGACGACAAAAAGGAUGAUAAAAAGGACGACAAAAAGGACGACAAAAAGGACGACAAAAAGGACGAAAAGAAGGACGAAAAGAAGGAUGAAAAGAAGGAUGAUAAAAAGGACGCCAAAAAGGAUGAUAAAAAGGAAGAACUGAAGGAGGUGUGGAUCAUGGACCCAGCCACGGAUAUGUAUUACUACUGGUUGCUCACAAUAGCUGUCCCAGUGUUCUACAAUCUGAUGUUCCUGGUGGCAAGAGCUUGUUUUAAUGAGCUACAGUAUCAAAAUUCAACACUCUGGCUGGUUUUGGACUAUGUGUCAGAUGCCCUCUACUGCAUGGACAUCUUUGUGAGAGCCAGGACAGGUUUUCUGGAGCAAGGACUUGUUGUAAAGGAUGCAAAGAUCCUGAAGGAAAAGUACAUGAAGACACCCCAGUUCAAGUUAGACAUGUUAUCAGUGAUUCCUACUGACAUUGUUUUCUUCUAUAUUGGAAUCAACAACCCAGAGUGGAGGUUCAACCGGCUGUUUAGGUUAGGCCGUCUCUUUGAGUUCUUCGACCGGACUGAAACGCGAACCAAUUUUCCAAACAUCUUCCGAAUCGCUAAUCUUGUACUUUACAUCAUCAUCAUCAUCCACUGGAAUGGGUGCCUGUACUUUGCCAUCUCAAAAAUACUUGGUUUUGGGUCAGACACAUGGGUCUACCCCGGGCCGACAAACCCAGAGUUUUCUCAGCUGUCCAGACAGUACAUUUAUUCCUUUUACUGGUCCACUCUUACCUUGACCACUAUUGGUGAGACACCACCGCCGGUCCGAGACGUUGAAUACUUUUUUGUCGUGGUUGACUUUCUUACUGGGGUUUUGAUCUUUGCAACAAUUGUUGGAAAUGUUGGAGCCAUGAUCUCCAACAUGAAUGCUGCACGUGUAGAGUUCCAGGCGAAGAUUGACUCUAUCAAGCAGUACAUGCAAUUUCGAAAGGUCACUAAAGACUUGGAGGCGAGGGUGGUGAAGUGGUUUGACUACCUGUGGACUGAGGGGAAAACCUGCGAUGAAAAGCAAGUGUUAAAAAAUCUGCCAGAUAAGCUGAAGGCAGAGAUAGCCAUUAACGUACAUCUGGAAACCCUAAGAAAAGUGCGCAUCUUUCAAGACUGUGAAGCUGGUUUGCUUAUUGAGUUGGUCCUGAAGCUUCAGCCUCAAGUUUUCAGUCCUGGGGAUUACAUCUGUAAGAAAGGGGAUAUUGGUAGGGAAAUGUAUAUCAUCAAAGAAGGAAAGCUCGCUGUAGUAGCAGAUGAUGGCGUUACCCAGUUUGUGGUCCUUAGUGACGGAGCUUAUUUUGGAGAAAUCAGCAUCCUUGGGAUCAAAGGUAGUAAGGCAGGUAACCGAAGAACAGCUAACAUUCGAAGCGUGGGCUAUUCUGAUCUCUUUGCCCUGUCCAAAGAUGAUCUCAUGGAGGCACUAACAGAGUAUCCUGAUGCUAAGAAUGCUCUGGAGGAGAAAGGAAGGGCCAUUCUGAUGAAAGACAAUCUCAUAGAUGAGUCGCUUGUCGCUGCUACCGAUGCUAAAGACUUGGAGAACAAAGUCGAUCAGAUUGAAGCCAGUUUCGAAAUCAUGUCAGCAAAAUUUCGAAAGCUGACAAAUCAAUACGAUUCCUCUCAGCGUAAACUCAAGCAGCGCCUCAGUAAUUUAUCAAACCAGUUCAGAAGCCUCAGAGUAGAUGAGUAGAGGUUGGCCAUCAGUACUACAUAGGGAGUGUCUUCUUUACAGGGACUAGUACACUGCAUCCGCUCAGUACUUCCAAAGAUGCAAAAAUAAUAAGACUGCCCUCAAACAAUGUUUCCACACAUAGACAACAACAACGGGUCGUACCACCAUGUGGAUCAUUAUGUCUUUUCUUGUGUUAGUGAUAACAAUAACAGGCUGCACGCGAUGAUCAGAAACAUGUGGAGGGACAAACCUGGAAUAAAAGCAAAGACAAAGCUGCCACCAAUCAACAGCAGCAGUCAAGCAGGUUCUAAAGGAGCACUACUUUAGCAUCGGUGUGAGCAUCCAACCAAUACUGGUGGGAAACGUUUUCUUUACUACUCUGCCCAGAAUCCCAGAGCGGCUCGUUCAGCAACGACACCAUGACCUGGGCUUUGCACAUACAGGACCUUCUCCUUUUAUUGUGAUCAGAAUAACUCUUCUGAAGGACGCAAUUAGUCAAAAGAAUUCUAAAAAGGACCUUUUAUGAAUAUUUUCUACAUUCAUUUAGAAGAACAGGACCACACCGACAAGUUUCAGUUCUGGUCAUUAAAGUGAGAGAGAGAGAUUUGAAAGUGCAACCAGAUCUGGAGAUUUAACAGCUGCUCUUUGUUGCUGCUUCGCCUCUGCGUGUUCUGAGAUGACUGACAGUUUUAUGCCAGACGCAACCUUGAACGGAUUCGUGUCUGCAGCUGGAAUCAAACUAGUAACGGUUUUCUUGCUCUUAACUGACCGCCUCAUCCUUCAGCACAGCUGCAAACUGCUGUUCUGAUAUUUUUGACAACAGUUUUUUUCUAAAGCUCAGGCAGACCUUUACCAUGAUGAACAUAGAUCAGGAGGUUCCACUGGAACAUAUCUGCUGAAUGGGCCUCUGUACACCUACACAAAUAUUAUAAAAGCAUUUCAAAAUAUGUAUCAUCAAAUUUUUAUUUUAAAUAUAAAGAAAUGUGCUUUCUGUAAAUAAAUUUAAAAAUAAUAAAGUGACAAUAAACUCUUGAAAAGUGGUGUAUCCUUUCCCCUGAAACAUGCUCUAAAGCCUCAAUCCGAGCAGAGACUUCAAUUUCACCAUGUUAGCAGAAGUAGGGCCAUGCAGACUGCAGAUGUUGGUACAUCUGCCCUAACUUUAAGCCUCAACAACAAACAAUAGACACUAAAACUGUUUUUUACAAGUCAUUUUCACAUCUGAAAUUUGAGUCUGUGGGGAAUGACUACAGGAACUGCAGUUGUUGGCACUUUCACGCAGGCUUCGGUUUGAAGUCCAGGGUUUAUGAUUUCCAUUUCUGCUUUUACAUUCAACAUUUGAUCAGUUAGGCUCCUGUGAACGAUCUUAGUCAGCAUGAAGGAACACGAAUGUGCACGAGGCAGUGAAAGCUUAGAUUCCAGAGCUCUGCAGGUGUCACUGAGGAAGCAUCUACCGCAAGCAUGAGCAAUUUUAGUUUAGUAAGCAAAAAGAGUUUGCACGCUUUAUUUCAAAGAAAAUAAGUUGUGUUGUUCCAAAAUAUUAAAGUGCAAAACAAAGAAUUAUUUCUUUUAAUGUCGUAUGUAUGAUUAACAGUGUUGACAUUAGUUGACAUGGAUGCCUCCUGGGUGAGGUGUUCGGGGCAGGAGGCGGCCCCGGGGCAGACCCAGGACACG